Messenger RNA from Diplodia corticola, 405 nucleotides. RefSeq lists its product as uncharacterized. The transcript is spliced from 2 exons. Bases 1 to 405 code for a protein of 134 amino acids. The record is from RefSeq and is a predicted model, not a curated record. Lineage: Eukaryota; Fungi; Ascomycota; Dothideomycetes; Botryosphaeriales; Botryosphaeriaceae.
AUGAGCAAGAAGGAUCUCUUCUUUGGAGAACAGCUGCCAGACGACGUCGUCAGGUCGAAAUUCGGCGCACUCACAUCAUCCAUCACGGCAUGGUCGGGCGCGUUUGCAUGUGUAGGACCCGUCGCUCCCGCUGCGUUGCGGGAAGAGCAUCGCCCCCUCUACAGGAAGGCCAUGAUCCUCGGCGCCACCGGCACCCUUGAUUCGCUGCACAACGCGUUCCAAGAGAAGAAGCACCGCAAGCUCUUUGUGAGAGGCUGGGCGGCAUACGCCAUGUGCGAUGCAGUUUUCCGUACUUUCCAAAGGGAAACGCAUCCCGGAUCCAAGGCCUUGAAUUGCUUUGGGGACAUGCUGUCGUCGGAAACCAUUAGAACGUGGGAGGAUAUUAUCAGAGGUGAUGAAACCUGA